UUACAAGCCACGGUCGAACACAUAUUGUCAUCAGCCCAUAUUUUUGCAUACAUCAUUUCUGUUUGGGAUCGCCGCGACGCAAUGAUAUCACAGAUCAUGACAGACUUUCCAACGAAAUCUCAAGAAUAUCCAGCAUCCAUUGCGAGAAAAAUGCUAGACAAUCUGUCUAUGUACUUUUUAACUUUGCCAGUUGAAUCCCUAGCGACGGAUGUCUCAAGGGACAUCAGCCGCCACAGAGGCUUCAUCGAGCGCGCUUUACCUGUACUUUGCGCGUUGAACACUAUGAAAUUUACUGGUGCAGGGUCAUUUGAAGACGAGAUUGAUCUCUUCGACGUCGACUUUGAUGAUGAAUUCUUCAAGAAGAAAGUGCCUCAGAAAAUGCGCAAGCGUAAUCGCCCGAAAGCUCAUGCGGCUAUCGACACAUCACUCUUCGUGAGGCUUGGUGUGGUUGUGCCUCUCACGAGCAAGGCUGCCGCAUCAUUGUCUAUUCACAUUCUUGCAGGGCUGAAAAAUGCUCUCUCGUUCUACCUCUCGCUUCUCCGGAUGACGGAAUUGGCAGGCGACAUCAAAGCCUUACUCCUCCCAAAUGUGAAAGAGUCUGCAAAAGAUGUUGCGCCUGAAGUUUCGUUAACCGAGGAUGUCGAGAGCCCGACUGACCGACCCAAUACGUACCAAGUGGUGCAGCCUAUGGAGUCUGCGCUUUACUUCGACAACGCGGAUGAGUUCGGAGCGUGGCAAAUCCUCAUAUCUACGGAGGCUUACAAAAAGUUGCUUGAAUUCCGUAGAGCAAAUAAGGAGAUAUUCAAGAUCAUCUUCAAGCAGAUUAAACAACUAUCGAAGGGUCAUUUCUCCGAUGAUAACAACAAGCAGCUUAACGGGCCGGAUGCAGGCAUACCUAUCUACUAUGCUAAGAUGACUAGUGGCCUACGAUUAGUAUACCAGAUCGAUUGUGUCCCUGACCAGGAUGGAAAGUCCGAAACACAAGUGAUCAAGGUAUACGGCAUUUAUACGCAUGAUCGGAUUGGCAGAAUAUGGGAUGCCUUGGGUAACCAUCUCGCACGCAAGGGCACAGGAUAUCGUAAAAGAUGUAUCUUUCAGAAUAAACCAGUCCUUUCUACAGACAGAGCGAUUCUGCCUGCAUCAUUCCCACCAGCUAAACCAGAGCCAGAAUGUUCAAGAAGCCUACUUAGUCUUAGUAACAAGGACAUGGACUACCUUCACUCUUUGCUUGUUUUGGAGAAAUAUGUCACAUUCUCGCAAGCGUUCCUGCAUAGUCUCAUCGCAAACCAAGACGUACAACACGUCUUUAUACUUACACCUGAAGAACAAAGGAUUGUUGAGUGUACCACGUCAUGUUACGUCUUGGGUCGCAGCGGCACGGGAAAAACCACAACGAUGCUGUUUAAGAUUCUCGACAUUCAGCGAGCUUGGGAGAUGAGUGACGUUGACAUGCCGAAGCCACGCCAAAUCUUCGUAACCAAAUCCAGAGUGCUCGCCACGAAAGUGGAAGAGUAUUUCACGAAGCUUCUCGAAUCUCUGGCGUUAGCAGGCUAUACCCUGCAGGAACUUGCAAGAAUGAAGGCAAAAGACGUUCAGGAGGGCCUUGUUGAUCUUGACGACCUGCCCGAAUCACAGAAGAAUAUACCCAUGAAAUACAGCGAACUUGAGGAUCGACACUUUCCUCUUUUUGUAACUUUCGAUCAACUAGUGAAGAUGAUCGCGGCAGAUAUCUUGAGCAAGGAUGACCGAGGGCUUUUCUUCAAUAUUAACAAUGCUGAGGCGCAUGACAGUCUCGUCACCUAUGACGUAUUCGCAAAUCAGUACUGGCCUCAUUUUCCGCAGAAACUCACUAAGAAACUCAACCCGUGGUUGGUUUUCAGCGAAUUCAUGGGGGUGGUUAAAGGCUCCGGACACGCACUGAACUGUCCUGAAGGAGUUCUCGAUCGCCCAAACUACCUUGGUCUUCCUCAUCGUUCGAACCCAAAUUUUGCGAGUCAGAGGAAAAUCCUGUAUGACAUUUUCGAGCAUUAUACGAAAAUCAAGAGGCAGCGACGUCAUCAUGAUGUUGCAGACCGCACGCACGCGAUACUCAAAGUCCUGCAGGGCCGGGGGUUCCCCGGUCAGCAGGUCGAUUAUCUAUAUGUCGACGAAGCACAAGACAACCUCCUGAUCGACGCACUCUUGUUGAGGCAAUUGUGCAGGAAUCCAGACGGUUUAUUCUGGACUGGGGACACCGCACAGACAAUCUCUGCAGGGAGUUCCUUCAGGUUCGAUGAUCUGAAAGCGUUUCUCUACCAUGAGGAGCAGCGGAAUAUCAAUAUCUCGGUCAAUUCCGCUGGAGCAUGUCUUCAUCAACCUACGACAUUUCAAUUGGCGAUUAACUACAGAUCGCACGGUGGCAUCGUCAACUGCGCGCACUCUGUGAUCGAACUCAUCACAAAAUUUUGGCCCGACACAAUCGAUAACCUUCAGCCAGAAAAGGGGGUGGUUGACGGGUUGAAGCCUGUAUUUUUUACCGGUUGGGAUAAAGACACCGUUCGUUAUGAACAAUUCUUGUUUGGGGCGAGCGGUAGUCGCAUUGAGUUCGGAGCCCAGCAAUGCAUUCUCGUGCGUGACGAUGCAGCACGUCAAAAGCUACGAGACCAAGUUGGUGAAAUUGGACUGAUUAUGACCCUUAACGAGAGCAAAGGCCUGGAAUUCAAUGAUGUAUUGUUGUACAACUUUUUCGAGGAUUCUGUUGUAGAUCUGUCACGAUGGCGCAUAGUUCUCGAUGUGGUGGACAGUCAAGGACAUACAUCGAAGUUCGAUCGUGACAAGGCGCGAUACGCUGGGGUUUGUAGCGAGCUCAAAUUUCUUUAUGUGGGGAUCACUCGAGCAAGGAAGAACAUGUGGAUCGUUGACAAAUCAGAUAAAUCAGACCCGAUGCGUAUAUUCUGGACGUCUCGCAAUCAGGUCCAGAAUUGUACCCCUGGCACCAAUGUCCCUCAUCUAGCCGUCUCCUCGACUGCGGAAGAAUGGACAUCCUUCGGGCACUCACUAUUCUCGCACAAGAGCUACUCGCAGGCUAUCCACUGCUUCAAACGUGCUAACCUUCGUCGUGAAGUGAAGGUCUGUGAAGCAUAUCGACUGCGAGAAGUCGCACGUUCUAGUGUCGGAGUGGCCUCACUCGGCGACCAAAAAAAAGCUUUUAACGUGGCUGCCGGUGCCUUUACUGAUUGUGGGGCGACUGAGACAGGAAAUCAAAAGCUUCAGUAUUAUCGCAACUCGGCGGAUUGCUACAUUCGAGCAGGAGAUGAUCUUAAAGCUGCUGAGGCCUAUUUCAAUGCUCAAGAGUUCGAGCAAGCAACGAAGAGAUAUCGCAAGGCCAGACGGUUUGACAAGACCGUCCAUGUUCUUGAUGACCAUGGAGUAAAUAUAUUUGAAGAGAUGGCGAAGUUAUUCUCAAAUGAAAAGAGGCGUCAGUAAAUCACUUUUUUCCACAGAAAGUAGCAGAAAGUAGUACGAAAAUUGUGUUUACACAACAAGUUCUGCCAAAUCACAGCAAACAAUGGUUGCAGAGUAUACAUCG
Messenger RNA from Suillus plorans, 3568 nucleotides. Its product is annotated as P-loop containing nucleoside triphosphate hydrolase protein. NCBI's taxonomy places the organism in Eukaryota, Fungi, Basidiomycota, Agaricomycetes, Boletales, Suillaceae. The transcript has 27 exons. The coding region runs from base 82 to 3465 and encodes 1127 amino acids. The record is from RefSeq and is a predicted model, not a curated record. Gene Ontology annotation, molecular function: protein binding; ATP binding; hydrolase activity.